Molecule: messenger RNA, 1716 nt
Organism: Populus trichocarpa (black cottonwood)
Lineage: Eukaryota; Viridiplantae; Streptophyta; Magnoliopsida; Malpighiales; Salicaceae
Product: probable (S)-N-methylcoclaurine 3'-hydroxylase isozyme 2
Exons: 2
Coding region: 17-1552 (511 amino acids)
Molecular function (GO): iron ion binding; oxidoreductase activity, acting on paired donors, with incorporation or reduction of molecular oxygen; heme binding
Source: RefSeq, a predicted model, not a curated record
AUAUAUAGCUACCUCGAUGCGCUCAAUCUUCUCAGAAAAUAUGGAUCAAAGAUUUUUGCAAAGAUUGUUCAGUCUUGUAUCCUCUGCUGAAAUUCUAUUUCUACUUCUUUUACCUCUAACAUUUAUCAUCCUCAAGAACAUUAUAAGGUCAUGUUCUGAAAGCAAGUAUCUUCCACCUGGUCCAAAGCCAUGGCCUAUCAUAGGCAACCUUCUCCAUGUGGGGAAUCAGCCUCAUGUCUCCUUGGCAGAAAUUGCAAAAAUUCAUGGCCCCCUCAUCUCACUAAGGCUAGGAACUCAACUCCUUGUUGUUGGUUCUUCAGCAAAGGCAGCAGCUGAGAUUCUCAAAACUCACGAUCGAUUCCUCUCGGCUCGACACGUACCUCAAGUGAUUCCUCGGGAAAGCCAUGUCCUUCGCCGGGUUGCGCUCGUCUGGUGCCCUGAAAGCAUUGAUACAUGGAAAUUGCUACGAGGAUUAUGUAGGACUGAGUUAUUUUCAGCCAAAGCAAUAGAGUCAAGUGCGACUUUGAGAGAGAAGAAAGUUGGGGAGUUGAUGGAUUUUUUGGUAGCAAGAGAAGGAAAAGUUGUUAGCAUUGGAGAAGUAGUGUUUAGUACUGUAUUCAACACAAUAUCGAAUCUUUUAUUCUCCAAUGAUCUUGCUGGUUUGGAAGAGAAAGGGAUGUCUAGUGGAUUGAAGAGCCAUGUUCGGAAGUUGAUGUUGUUGGUUGCUACUCCAAACAUAGCCGAUUUUUAUCCUAUAUUUGCAGGGUUGGAUCCUCAAGGUUUAAGAAGGAAAUUAUCCAAGCUUGUUGAAGAAACUUUUGCUAUAUGGGCAAUCAACAUUAAGGAAAGAAGAAAUAGCUAUGUCCAUGAUUCUCCUAAAAGAGAUUUCUUGGAUGUUUUUCUUGCAAAUGGGUUUGACGACGAUCAAAUCAAUUGGUUAGCUGCAGAAUUGUUCAGCGCAGGCACAGACACUACUGCCACAACAAUAGAGUGGGCAGUGGCCGAGAUACUGAAGAACAAAGAAGUUAUGAAGAAAGUUGACGAAGAGCUCGAAAGAGAAAUCACAAAGAAUACAAUUUCUGAAUCUGAUGUCUCUGGGCUUCCAUAUCUAAAUGCAUGUAUAAAGGAAACCUUGAGGUUACACCCUCCUGUGCCAUUGCUUGUUCCACAUCGCGCUACCGAGACCUGUGAGGUUAUGAAGUACACGAUUCCAAAGGAUUCUCAGGUUCUUGUGAAUGUUUGGGCAAUUAGCCGUGAUCCGUCGACCUGGGAAGACCCAUUAUCAUUUAAACCUGACAGGUUUCUUGGCUCAAAUUUGGAAUUCAAAGGUGGCAACUACGAGUUUCUUCCAUUCGGUGCUGGAAGAAGAAUCUGCCCUGGAUUACCCAUGGCCAAUAAACUUGUCCCCUUGAUUUUAGCCUCUUUGAUCCGUUGUUUUGACUGGUCACUUCCCAAUGGUGAGGAUCUUGCAAAGUUAGACAUGAAGGACAAGUUUGGUGUUGUUUUGCAGAAGGAGCAACCUCUCGUUCUUGUUCCCAAAAGAAGAUUGUAAUUUCAGACUGGUUAUUGUCUACGGGCUGCUAUUAUAUGUUUUGGAUCUACACAAAAUAAAAAGGCUGUAAGCAGCUUCAAUACGACUCAAGUUUAGUUCAACUUUUUGCUAUUAUAUGUUUUGGAUCUACACAAUAUUAUAUUAUUGCUUCAACUUUUUUUCAA